Archocentrus centrarchus (flier cichlid) is the source of this 3020-nucleotide messenger RNA. It is a transcript of the gene kcng4a, whose product is annotated as potassium voltage-gated channel, subfamily G, member 4a. Gene Ontology annotation, cellular component: voltage-gated potassium channel complex; membrane. The transcript is spliced from 4 exons. Gene Ontology annotation, biological process: potassium ion transmembrane transport; action potential; protein homooligomerization. NCBI's taxonomy places the organism in Eukaryota, Metazoa, Chordata, Actinopteri, Cichliformes, Cichlidae. Gene Ontology annotation, molecular function: delayed rectifier potassium channel activity; protein binding. The record is from RefSeq and is a predicted model, not a curated record. The coding region runs from base 701 to 2320 and encodes 539 amino acids.
UAUGUUCAGACUGUCUGCGCGCCUUCCAUCGGCGUGGAUGAUGCCGGAGAGCUGUCCCUGUUAUUGUGACAUGUGAUGUGCUGGUGAUGGUCGUUGACACGCUGAUGUGGUGCUGAAUGAUUAGAAGAACUGAAAGGCGACAGAGAGGGAUUUUACUCAAAACUGAUUCGGCCGUCUGGAGAUGAGUGCGGGGCUCAGGAUGUUGCCUGCAUGAUGCCACCACGGGUUUAGGCCCUCCCUAAUCCUGUUGUGAUGACACAGAGGAUCUCCCUCAGUUCCCCAAACACCCCAGCACUGCACAUUUGGCUCCUUGACUCAUACAGCUCAUCCUCUGCAGCUAUCAGCCAGUGAUCAGUUCUAACCCACUCUCUUUAUUUAGGCUUUCCUUUUCUAGACUGGCAUCAGAGCGGGAUUACACACUGAUUUGAUGUUGAAUUCUGGUACACAAACUCAAUCUACUGUGGACCUCUUACCUCCUGACGGUCUGUUGGUUGCGAGCCACCACCAGUUUCAACAUCACAUCCUUUCUUUAUUCAGCUUGUCUACAGUAGCAGGAAAACUUUUUAAUAUCUGCAGCACAGAAAGAACUGAUGUUUAUUGAGACUGAAAAACUCAGGAGGGCACUGGCUGUAGACUCUCCCUGUCUUUGUUACCUGGUCUGAGCUGUCUACUCUGAGCACCCUGCUCUCUGAAUGCUGCCAUGCCCAUCAUCAGCAACGCCAACCAUGAUUUCAGCAAUCUGUCCGUCAGUGAUGACAGCAGUCUUGACCGCAUAUUCACUGAGAUCCCCGAGACUGAGACUAUCAAGGGUGUGUACUACCAAAGAGCUCAGUUCAUUCGUCGGCCAGAGGACCUGUUGUCCAUUGACCAUGCCUCUUUGGCAGUGAUCAAUGUCGGGGGAAACCGCUACACCUUCCCGUGGAGCACACUGGAGCAAUUUCCCCUCACAAGACUUGGCCGCCUCUGCGGCUGCAGGUCGCCUGAGGACAUUGCCAGCAUCUGUGAUGACUACGAUGAAGCCCGCAAGGAGUUCUUCUUUGACCGCUCGCCAUCCGCCUUUAGGGUUAUCCUCAACUUCUUGGCUGCAGGGAAACUCCGGCUGCUACGGGAGAUGUGCGUUCUCUCCCUGCAUGAUGAGCUCACCUACUGGGGUGUGGAGAUGGCAUACAUGGAGCGCUGCUGCAAGAGGAAGAUGUACACACGCAUCGAAGAAGUGCAUGAGAAAGAGAGACGUAGGGAGGAGCGCAGGCAGAAAAACGCCAUGCAGCGGGUGACAGUGGAGGAAACACAGUAUCGAAAAGUCAUGAACUGGCUAAGAGAUAUGGUAGAGAAUCCGCAGUCGGGCUUACCAGGGAAGAUCUUUGCCUGCCUGUCGGUGAUCAUGGUUGCUGUGACUGUCGUCAGUUUGUGUAUCAGCACCAUGCCAGACCUCAGAGAGGAAGAGGACAGGGGCGAGUGUUCCUCUAAGUGCUACAACAUGUUCAUCAUAGAGACAGUAUGUGUGGCCUGGUUCUCCCUCGAGUUCAUCCUGCGGUUCAUUCAGGCUCAGAGUAAGCUGGACUUUCUCCGCGGGCCACUCAACAUCAUCGACGCUAUGGCCAUCCUGCCCUACUAUGUUUCCCUGGUGGUGACAGAGAAGGACCCAAACCUGGAGCACGAGAGGCCAGGAGGAGGUAAGGGCUACUUGGACAAGCUAGGUCUGGUGUUGAGGAUCCUGCGAGCACUGAGAAUUCUUUAUGUGAUGAGGCUCGCUCGCCACUCUCUCGGCCUGCAGACACUGGGGCUGACGGUGCGGCGCAGCACCCGGGAGUUUGGCCUUCUAUUGCUUUUUCUCUGUGUCGCCGUCACCCUCUUCUCCCCACUGGUCCACUUAGCUGAGAGUGAGCUCACAGGUACCCAAGACUUCACCAGCAUUCCCGCCUCAUACUGGUGGGCCAUUAUCUCCAUGACGACAGUGGGCUAUGGUGAUAUGGUGCCGAGGUCCAUUCCAGGACAGGUUGUAGCGCUGAGCAGCAUUCUCAGUGGCAUCCUCAUCAUGGCCUUCCCUGCUACUUCCAUCUUCCACAUGUUCUCCCGCUCCUACCAAGAGCUCAAGAUGGAGCAUGACCGAUUGUUCAAAGAGGAAUGCGUGGCUGCUGCUGCGGCUGCUGCUGCCGCCGGGGAGCUGCAGGAGGACGGAGGCCGGGAGGACUCAGCUCCACCUGGACUGGGAUUACGUCUAGAUAAGGAUACUGUGCACUCACUGGAUUCUCUGGCUCUGUUAGGGAAAGGAGAAGCUGCUGGAAAUAAUAAUCACAGCCUUCCAGCAGCAGCUUUCUGAACAGUAUUCGCAAAGACUGACUCUAUUCUAAACUUCUAAGAUAUGAUUCCAGUAAUACUGGUGCAGUAUACAAUGAAAGUACUGCAAACACUGUUUCUAAAAGGCCUCACUAUCCACACAGUUCUGCGGGCAUCUGCAUUGUUUGGAUAAAAAGAGAUUAAACAAGCAUUAAGCAUUUCUUUUGCUCUUCAAACACUUCAUAAGGAGUCAAAGUGUACACACUGAAAGACACAAAACCCUUUAAAUUGGCUGGUCCGUUUUGUCCGACCAGAAAGCCUCUGCAGCAAUCUAAAAAGCUGCCUCCAUAAACAUGCAAUAUUCAAUCCAAAGUUGCUUUUCCUUCCACUGUGAAAAUACCGACUGCAACUUUUAGUUUCAUUCUCAUUACUUUUUAAUAUGUUGCCUACAGUAUGAUUCAUACUGUAUACUAGCUUGAAGCCAUGUUCUAAAGAGAAGUCUCAACAAACUGAUUGUCCCAUAUGUGAUGUAGAUUCAUCUCUCUUGUGUAUAUUUCUAUGCUUGGAAGAAGUAAUGGCUUCUUCAUUCUCAAGUAUAAACUCCAGGUAAACUGUUAAGAAAUUGCGUAAUUAUUCAAAAUGUUUUUGAAUCAAUGAUGAAAUGAAAGGAUGGAGAGGGAAAAAAAAGUGUUUUUAUUUUAGUGAAGAAGAGUGUGAGUGAGAGAGAGAGAGUGAGCGCUAAA